UUCCAAGUUCUUCAUCCCUUUCAUAUCUCACACUACUCGCUGAUUGAAGAUGGCGAAUGAUCAGACGACGGUGCGUUUUGGUAUUAUCGGUUGCGCUCAAAUCGCCAUCAAGCUUUGCAAAGCCAUAAGCCGAGCCCCAAACGCGACACUGGUGGCCAUAGGGAGUCGUUCGGUGGAGAAGGCUUCGAAAUUCGCCGGCGAUAACGGGUUGCCGGAGACGGUGAGGGUGUACGGAAGCUAUGAGGAAGUGUUGGAGGAUGGUGAGGUGGACGCGGUGUACGUGCCACUUCCAACGGCGCUGCAUGUGAAGUGGGCGGUGAUGGCGGCGGAGAAGCGGAAACACGUGCUGCUGGAGAAGCCGGUGGCGAUGAACGUGUCGGAGAUCGACCGGAUUCUGGAAGCCUGCGAGGCUAACGGCGUACAGUUCAUGGACGGCACCAUGUGGAUGCACCAUCCAAGAACGCAGAAGAUGAAGGAGGUUCUGUCUGAUACGCAGCGUUUUGGUCAACUUCAAUUGGUUCACAGCUGCGUGGCGUACAAUCCUGGUCCACAAUUUCUGACUCACAACAUCAGAGUGAAGCCCGAGCUGGAUGGCCUCGGAGCCCUAGGCGACGUCGGUUGGUAUUGCAUCCGGGCUAUCCUUUGGGCCGUCGACUUCCAGCUCCCAACCUCCGUCCUCGCACUCCCCGGCACCGUCCACAACGACGCCGGAGUCAUCCUCUCAUGCGGCGCCUCCUUGCACUGGGCCGACGGCAGACUAGCCACCUUCCACUGUUCCUUCCUCUCCUACCUAAGCUUUGACCUCACGGCUCUGGGCACCAAAGGCUGCCUUCGGCUCCACGACUUCAUCGUCCCGUUCGACGAGAACUUCGGGUACGGGUCCUUCUGGGAGGCGUCGCAGGUGGACUUCGCGAAGCAGGGCGAUAAGAGGUGGUGCUCGGAGCCGAAUCAGCAUAAGGUUGAAAGUGAGGAGGCUCAGGAGGUGUUGAUGGUGGCGGAGUUCAGUCGGCUAGUGGAGGCGGUGGAGAGAGGAGGAGGGAAGCCGGAGAAGAGCUGGGGGGUGGUGAGUAGGAAGACUCAGGUGGUGGUGGAUGCUGUGAGGGAGUCCAUUGAAAGAGGCUACAAGACUGUUGAACUCAUUACCGGUAAGUCAGCUAGUUAGUUAGGAUAUGGUUGGAUUAAUGUGUGUGUACAAAGACAAUAAUUUUGGUUUAUGAGCUUGUUAUAACUAGCUAUAUCGGUUUGAGGAUUAUUUCUUCAUCAGCUAUCAAUUAUAUACUCUCAUACUUGUGCUUGAUAUUAUUCAUAAUGAUAGGGUAGCAGGUAAAGUGGACUGAGGUA
This is a messenger RNA of Neltuma alba, 1341 nucleotides long. RefSeq lists its product as uncharacterized. NCBI's taxonomy places the organism in Eukaryota, Viridiplantae, Streptophyta, Magnoliopsida, Fabales, Fabaceae. The record is from RefSeq and is a predicted model, not a curated record. Gene Ontology annotation, molecular function: nucleotide binding. Bases 50 to 1162 code for a protein of 370 amino acids. The transcript is spliced from 2 exons.